Apis laboriosa (Himalayan honeybee) is the source of this 7495-nucleotide messenger RNA. RefSeq lists its product as uncharacterized. Lineage: Eukaryota; Metazoa; Arthropoda; Insecta; Hymenoptera; Apidae. The record is from RefSeq and is a predicted model, not a curated record.
UCCAUCAAAAACAUUCGCGGAACUGUUUUUCUUAUUCUCUGAUUUAUUCUUAACGGUGAAAGGAAGUUUUUCUUUGACAGGAUCGAUCGUUAUAUCGAAGAUAUAUAUCUUAUAUAAUAAGGAAAUAAGAAGGAAGAAGUUGAAGAGAGUAGAAUUAAGAAGCAGUGUACCUUUAUUCCCAUAAACCCGUAGUUCAAACGGUGAGGAGGAGUGGUGCUGGUGAUAGUGGUGGUGGUUGCGGUAAAACGUGUCCACGAACUCUUGCCCUCCUCCUCCUUCUUGAUUCGCUCCCCUAGGAGCCGGUACAACAGGACAUUAACGACGAGGGUGAAUAUAAGGAACGAGGGUCGUCUUUUAGAUUCGUCAAUACUCGAACAAGAUUUCUCAUUCUCCUCGGUAUUUUUAAUAUUUCUUUUCUAGUGAAAUUGUGCCCGUAGUGAAACGUGUGGAGAUAUGCGCGUGCUAUCGAUCACGCGACCUGAUUGCGCGGAUAUGUGAUACCGGAAGUAGGUACGGCAGGCUUGACCUGCGUGCAGGUGCUCUACAGUGCGUACCACGUAUGCGUACAUACAUAGGGGUGAGCAGCGACAGAGUAGAGAAAGGUGCGCGAGAAAAGGCCGCGUCAGGGCCAGUCGUGAAGAUGCACGCCACCGACGCCGUCGACGUGACGGCGUCCCUGCCGUCAUCCACGUCCUCCGUGGCCGUUUCGAGGAACUUCGGACAUGAAAUCACGCUCAUCCUCGUUCUGCUCGUAUCCUGCUGGAUCGUGCAGGAUCGGUUAGUGCUUGGGAUGUCCGAACCACCGGAGUUAACCACGACGGAAGACUUAACCGACAGGGGAACGAAGAAAUUUGGCGAUGAUUGCGUGGAAGAUCGUGAAUGCAGUUUCUCUGGCUCUUAUUGCGAGCCAAAAAAGAACAAAUGUUCGUGUAGGGAGGAAUUCGAGGCAACGAAUCAUAUCGACAAAUGUGGACACCCGGUGAACGUGAACGAGUCAUGCUUUUUCCAUGAGCAAUGCGAAGCUAGAGUGAGCCAAACCGAAUGCAGGGACAAUCGUUGUAUUUGCAUCUUCGAGAAGAUUCCGGUUACCCAACCUGACGGCAUGAUUGUGUGUGUCGCUGAGCAAAAAGAGGAACCCAAUCUUCAAUAUAUCGAUCCGACGAUGAUUGGUGUUCUCGUUGGUAUGGCCCUCAUGUUCAUCAUCAUCUGCGUCGUCCUUAGGCUUUUCAGCAAAGCUCGUUGGCGCGAAAAUCGUACAAUUUUUAACACCCCGAACGCCCGUCUAAUGAACGUAUCGUUACUAAGAGAGAACAAGCUCCUGCAUCCGCAGGAAAGACGCGGUUCAAGGGCAAGCGUACGAGUUCCCUCGAGGCAACCCUCGAUGGCCUCCUUACGUGCCCAUUCGCCGAAUGCCUCGCAAGGGUCACGAACAGGAUCACGACGGGGAAGUCGGGGUAGCAGUGGGAAUGCGUCAGCCGUCUCAACGAAAUCGAACAAAUCGCCACCUAAUCAAGCAAAUACCAUGUCUGAAACUGUUCAUUCGGAAAAUGUCACCGUUGAAAUUCUCGAGGCUAAGGCGUAGAUCCACUGGGAAUCCACGACCAUCGUUGCUACACCUUUCUCUUUCCAAUGACGGUUGUGAAGUCGCCCUAAAGAAAGAAUCGUCUAGACGUCUUCAAAGCAAUUUUACGCAAUCUCUUUUUCAAAAUGUACAAAUUCCUAUUCACAUAAAUCCCUUUUCUCUUUUUUAUUCGAAAAGAUUCGCUCCUUUAAGUCUUAGUCUACUGCUUUGGUACAAAGAAUUUUUCUGAUUGACAUGCGUUUGCAUAUAACUUAUCCGGCCAUUUGUUAUCGUUAUCGAUUAUAAAUCAAAGUUUAAUGUGAAGAAAAUAGAUUAUGCUUAAUGCAGAAAUACUUAGUUUGAGAAUUUUAGGAAAUAAGAGAAAUUAUAUUAUAAUUCGUACUGAUUGUAAGAUAAUCACUGUUUAAUUUUUAUGUUUAAAAGAUGUUAAAUUCGAUAAAGAAUUAACGGAUAUAUUUGCGAUAUUGAUAAAAUCAAAUAAACAUAUUUUAUGUAAAAAAUUUUAAUAUUCGAAAUAUUUUGCAGAAGAAAAUCUAAUAUCGAAAAAUCUACGAUAUAUUUUAAAAAGUAUUGUGAAAGGAAUCUUGAAAUUAAAUUUACCAUAUGUUUAAAUUUGGUUGUAUUAAAAAAAAAAGACAGAAAAUUGAAAGACAAGUAUAAACUCUUCUAAAAAUAAAAGAAAAGAAAGUUAUGUCUCAUGAAUCGUUUAUCAUGGUACAAAACUUCUUCGCGUUCGUUUGACAUUGAUUAACAUUGCAGACAGAUGAAUGAAAUCUGGAAACGAAACAUAGCAAAGACGAUGCAAAGUUUGUGUUUUUUUGUUAUUUAUUAAACGCAAAACCUUACAUCGAUUCGCCAUGUUUUCACGAUGUUUGGACCAAACGACAAUGUACGUUUCGCUAUUAAUAUGAUCACUUUUAUUAAAGAUCAUCGCUUCAAGCUAUAUCACUCUAUAGCUAAUAAUAAAAAUGAUUUCGUAUUUUAUAAAUAACAUUGUCGAACCAAUAAACUCGACGCGUUGAUCGAUCUUUCUAUAUAAAUAUGUAUGUGUGAACAAUCGUUUUAAACGAAAUAGCCAAACGGUGAUCCAUUACAAUCAACUAAGGAUUAUUCAAAUAUCCUCCUCCAUAAGAAAUAAUCUUCACAUUCAUCGAAUUCUAUCUUUUAUCUCUACCAUACGCUAUAUAUUUUUAACCUCAAACUAUAUGUGAAUCAAUUUCUUAAAGUGGCAUUGACUCUGCUUUAUAUUCUAGAAUGAUUUUCUCAUUAGAUCAGAUAAUACUUAAUUUUAUAAGUAAUUUUUUAAUUUUAUUAAUUUAUUAAUUUUAUAGCUAUCGAUUUUCAAAAUCAAUAAUUAAUUUUAUUAAAAAUUCCUUCAUUUUUAAUAACGACAAAAAUAAGAACCCAUCAUUUUAAUGAAUCUUUUAAUAAUUCUAAUUUUAAUCUAAAAAUGUCAUUUCCACUGCGCAUCAAAGAUUGAGAAUAUUUUGCACAUGUAAAUAUAAUUUAUAUGUGUGAAAUAAAAAAAAAAUUAUCAACAAUAAUUUUGGAUUAAUGUUUUAGAUAGGAGAGUAUCAUCAGAUUAUAAUAUCCAUAAUAAUUAAUUUCUCGAUAAGUUAAAAUUUAGAGUUAAAAGAUACAAUUCUGAUGUUAUAGUUAUGCUUUAUCAUAUAUAUUUGCUGAUCUUAUAUAAAACUAAUACGCGUUAUUAUUGCAAGAAGGAAUCAAGGAAGUGUCUGAUGCAAACACAAUUAUUAUCAACGGAGAUCUUCCUAACAAGUCCUUCCUGUGAAUACAUAUUCCCAGCGUGAUAUUGAUGAAAUAUUGGUAGAUCGUACCAAAAAAACACACAGUGUUUUCUGAGAUUUUCUUUUCGAGAAGCCAACACGAAUGGGACCAGAUGAAAAGUGUUUGAACCGACAUCGUGAAGUUAACGCUGCAUAUAGUAUAGCGAACCAAUUAAGCCGUGAUAAUUAAACACAUCUUCGAGCUCUAUUUCGCGUUAGUAAAGUAAAGAUUAAGAUAUCGUAUGCGAUCAUUCUCGUUACGUAUAACAAUAAAAGAUAUAUAAUGUAUAUAUCUGUCGUUACACGUACUAGAUAUAAUCGUUUCUCAUCGUCGUGAGAUUCAUAGAUGUUACAUUCGUUCAUUCAUAAUCGAUUAUUUGUCUGACUUAUUCUUAUCUUUUAUCACUUCUAACCAAGCGUUCGUAUUCCAUGAGAGAUAUUUUCUCGCGCUUUUGAACUUUGCAAACAUUUCUUAUUCGAUAGAAUUUCUAUUCUAGUCGCCUGCCUUGUGAAACAAGCUUUAGUCGUUGCUUAAGGGAAAAAAUUUCAUCGAAAGUAAUACUAUAUCGCAAGAACGUGUUCACGCGUUAGGUUAGGAUACAUCGCGCAAAUUUUUAAAGAAUUUACAAAAUGGAGAAGAGAGAUCGAUCUAAUUCAUCGCGUGAACUGUUACAGAAGAAUUAUAAGAAAUAAGAAGGGUGAAAGAAAGAAAAUAAAAUCAUCUCCAGAAAUUUCACUUAAAUAAAAUACGACCAAACGGACUGUACACGUUUGUACAACUAUAUUAUUAUUAAUUGCACAAGACCUCGUUAUAGAAAAUUAAUAUCGAUCUACGAAAAUACACUUUAUACAUAUAUAAGGAUAUAUAAAUCGAUAUAUUUACGUACAUAUUGGAAUCAUUUUUUUUUUUCUGAAUAAGUAAAUGAGAAUCAUCGAUAGUCUGGUAUGAUUAUAUCUCAGCAAUUUAGUGCCUGCGCUCUCGCGUACAUAGCGUUUAAAUAAAGGAAAUAUGAGAUUAAUUAAAUAUAUAUAUAAUAUAUAUUAUAUAUUAUAUAUAUAUAUAUAUAAUAUAUAAUAUAUAUUAUAUAUACGUGAUACUAGGCUUGGCACUAUUUGCACUAUUUGUAGAUUACUUUUUUGAAUGCCUAGUGACUAUAUUCACUCUGUGAUCUAUAUGCAAUGUAUAGCUAAAAAAUUUUUCUUGCUAUCAUUAUUAUUAUAUUAUUGUUGUUUUUAUUAUUAUUAGUAAUAAUAGUAAUAAUAGUAUUAUUAUAUAGUAGUUAUUAUUAUUAUUAUUAUUAUUAUUAUUAUUAUUAUUAUUAUUAUUAUUAUUAUUAUUAUUAUUCCUUAAAAAUUUACCAAAGAUAAUGGAUAUUAAUAUCGUGUAAGCGACUCGCUUAGUUAUUAUCGUCCCGCACCUAAUGUACUCUAUCUUUGCACCCAUAAUGAAUCCACUUAUGACAUCCUCGUUGUAAAAUUAUAUAAUUUAGAAAAACUUUUUAAUGAUUAACACUAUCUUAAUGGAACAUAAUCAUGAUGACUAUUGUACGAUUAUCAAAUGAUAAUUGAAUUGCGUGAAAAGCGUGUGUGAUAUCCAUGGAAGAUUAAAGGCGAAAUAAAAUAAAAUAAAAAUUAGAAAAAAAAAAUAAAAAUAAAUAUAUAUAAAAAUAUCUAAAAAAAAAAAAAUACUAAAAAUAAGUAAAUUGAUAAAAAAGAUGCAUUUUUAUAAAUGGAAGGUGAACAAAUAUUCACUUAAAUAAAAGUUUAAGAGAAUAACAAGGAGGGAUCGAUCUCAUCUGCAAACGAAAUUUGGGGAAGGUUUCCGUUUUCGGAUAGAACGUCCCCUCUGGUGUUCCAUACUUUAAUUAAAUAUUCGAGACUCUAUAUUACGUUCUUUAUAUCUUAACAAGUGUCCAUUAAAAAUAUCUUCGAUUUAUAUAUAAUUCAGCUUUGUGGAAAGUAAUCGUUCACGUGUAAGAAUUUAUAAGGUAAUUUAACAAGAUUUAGAGUAUAUAUCAAUUAAAAUGCUUUUUCAAGUUGUUAGUUUCUCUCCACUCUUUUAUGAUAUGAAGCACAAUAAAAAUUAACGAAGAAGCAAGGUACUUCGUCUUUAUCAAUCAAAGACACUCGCUCACUUUUAUAAAAUUUCUUAUUAUAAAGAGAUGGAAAUUUUUCUGCCUUUAUCAUAUCUUUGAUCCAGUAAAAGUUUCAUAUUACAUAAAUUGAAACAGUUUUGAUCUAUUUCUAAAUCCUAUCACUAAGGAUGUAAAUAUCUAAGAUUAAUUGCAUCUUCGUCCUUCUUUUCUCGUUAUUCUCUCUUCUUCCUUCGAAUUCUCCUAGAAUAUUUACGAUUACGAUGAAUUCAAGUUUAUUAUCGAAUCAUCGAUACAUCUGAAUUUAUCAUAGCCGAUCAUUUAAAUGUAUUCCAAUCAAACUUUAUUUCUUUUUUAGAAUUAUAAAUUCAUACUCAACAUAAACAAUUAUAUAAGCAGCUUGAAACUUAAAAAUACAGUGAACACAAAAUCGAAAAAAUUACUCCUUACUAUCGAUCAUUGAACAAGAAAAAAAUCUGUACUUUUUAUAACGAGUAAAUAUUGUUUAGAAUCGUUUUUUCUUGUGGAUUUUAAUCACUGAAUUAUCAAAGUUCAAGCGAGCUAUGUUUCCUGAAAUGUCACAGUUUGUAGAAACACGAAAGAACGAUAUGGUAAUCUAAAUAUGGGGAAGUGUUUGGAUUACUUUUCGUUCCCGUGAGAUCAGUUGUCCGAAAUCGAUUUUUUAUAUUCAACCAAGCACUCUAUGAUGACACAAAAUAUACAUAUAAUAUAAAGUAUUUGCCACAAUUAAAAUAAACGUUAAUGUUAAAGUGAUCACUUUUGAUAUCUUUGUGGAUAUUCAAUCGAUGAUGCUCUUUUUUCUCCCCACAUUCGUCGCAUUCAAUAGAAACAAGACACCUCGAAACCGGAAGAUACAAUACAAAACAAAAAACCGAUAAUUCUCAAUCUAACAACGAUGGAAUGUCCCAAAAAUCAAAAUUAGACAAUACCUUGUCGAUAUAAUCUGAAUCAGAUUGAUCAGAAAUGAAAAUUUGUCGAUCCGCGAAGAAAUUAUCUUCGUCAGUGUUUUGUCGAAAUAUACAGUAUAUGGAUAUGAAUAUAUAAUAUAUAUACACACACACACACAUACAUACAUACACACACACACACACACACACAUAUAUUUAUAUAUAUAUUUAUACAUAUAUUUAGAGGAAACGAUUUUUCAACUACGAACUUUUAUGAUUUUGUAAAUUUUUUCUAUACAGCUUCGCUUACAUAACACUCAUAUAUUAUUCGAUUAUAUGAUAUAUAAUAUAAGAUAUAUCAUUAAAAACGAAUAUUGUCGUUUCCUCUGAAUGUUAGCAAUAAUAUUAUAACUUAUAUUAUUAUAUUAAUAUUAUUAUAAAUUAUAUUUAAUCAUCGACACCGUCUGCUCUUUAAAAAACUAAAUAGUAUAUAUGCACAUUUGAGCUUUUAUAGAAUUAUAUUAAUAAGGAUAAACAUAGAAUUUUCAUCUAAUUGCAUUUUGUGCUUAAAUUCAAUGAUUUCGAAUAAUAUUCGAAUUAUGAUCGUUGAACGGUUCGCGAUGAAAUUUUAUGAUUCGAAUUAGAAAUAACUAAUAAAAAUAAGAAAAAGAUUAUUAUACAUUCAUCUCGAGAUAUUUAUAUACAUAUAAUAUAUGUAUAUGGUAUAUAAACACAAAUAUAAUAUAUUCAUAAAAUAUAGCUCUUGCUUCUCGAUUUAAAGAAUAAUUAUGUAAGGAUAAAAUUAAGCUCUACAUAAUUACGUUAUUAAACAAGAAUAUUUAAAAUGCAGGACUUAUGCUAAACAACAAUUGGUAUCUUAUUGAGAGAUUAUAAGUACUUACAUAUAUCAUUCAAAAUAAAUAUUAGAUGAACUUACAUGAGGAACUCUGAUUAGCAAUUAUAUAUAAUAGAAUUUCUUAGCGCGUGGAUGGGUGCGGAUAAAAACGAGUAUGCGAGUCUCUCAUUUUUCAAUUUUCAAUAUUUUAUAAUGUUCGGUAUGUGACGAAAAUGAAUAUUAUUAAAUUUUUAGCGAUAUACUAUUCACUAUUUUAUUAGCAGCUUAGC